CUCAGUUGUCCCUAUCCACCAUCGUCUGGUUUCAAGUCUUUCUAUCGCGCCUAUCGCUUGUUCAGUAAACCCAGCUUUAACAGAGCCGAUAAAACAUUCAUCUACACGGCCUCAUUCGCUUUAAAUUCGAGUUUCUCAAUGUCUACUUGGCCCAAUAGCGAAAUUCAAAAAGCUACACCAGAACGGACAGCGGAAAUUCGAGAAUCUCUAACAGAAAUUCGAGGUCGUGUUUCUAGAGCAGUAGAAGCUCUAGGAUCGGUAUCCAAUAUCCCAAAGCUCGUCGCUGUUUCGAAAUAUAAACCAUCUGCUGAUAUCUUGGUUUGUUAUGAACUCGGCCAGAGAGAUUUCGGCGAAAAUUAUGUGCAGGAACUGGUUGAUAAGGCGAAAGAGCUACCGAUCGAAAUUCAAUGGCAUUUCAUUGGCACAUUACAGUCGAAUAAAGCGAAGUUGUUAGCUUCGAUACCAAAUCUACACACCGUACAGACCAUCUCGUCUGAGAAAACUGUUAACGCAUUACACAAAGCACUCCCUUCCGAUCGUAUCGCUCCGCUCAAUGUGCUCGUACAAAUCAAUACAUCCGGCGAAGAUGCCAAAUCUGGCAUACAACCCCUCGCCUCUUCCUCAUCUUCCUCCCUCGGUCAACUCUCAGAUCUACAAAGAUUAGCAAAACAUAUCGUAAUGUCGUGUCCCAAACUCCGUCUACAGGGCCUGAUGACAAUUGGCGCCCUGGACCUCUCCCUCUCUGCGAACGAGACCGAGAAAAAUGCCGACUUUGAAAGACUAACCGAGACAAGGGACAUUUUGGAGCGUUGGCUCCAGGCAGAACUGGUACCGGAGGAAGCAGACAAAAAUCAAGUUCGGCGUUGGGGUGACGAAUCCACUGGUAAAUUGCUCUUGAGCAUGGGUAUGUCAAGUGAUUUCGAAGCUGCAUUGAAAGCUGGGAGCGAUAUCGUUCGCGUUGGGACGGGAAUCUUUGGUAGUAGGAAGACUAGAGAUAAAUUGAAAGAGCCUGGGGCACCGGUGUCGUAGCGUUCGUGGCACUCAAUGUAAUGGUUAGUGUAAAAAAUUGUUGUCUUCUUCUUGUCCGACGAGCCAUUAAGAAGUUUGAAGAAUAUACUGCUGCAAGUACAAUCAACUGACUACUUCUGUGCGGUACGCUUUUAUUCCUACGCCAAAUCCAUCCUUCAGAUUCACAUAAUACAUAUCUGUCCACGGAGGGCUUUUAUCGAAUAAGACCCCGCCUUGUAUAGCACUUCCCCGACAUAAAUCUUCCUUGGUCUCGCAUCCCUUUUCAAAACCUGGAAUGUCCUUGACCCCCGGCCCCCAAAAUCGAAAAUCUCCCCACAAUGGAGCAUUCUCCGGCUUGAUCACGAUCUCGAGCGGGACAAGAGGUAGAUCGGGCAGAUCUUUCAUUGGAGUCGCUUUUUUCCCCUCUUUAGCUUUGUCUUUUUCCAUCUUGAUCAGCUUCGUAUUCCUGAUCCAUUC
Messenger RNA from Lentinula edodes (shiitake mushroom), 1485 nucleotides. RefSeq lists its product as uncharacterized. Gene Ontology annotation, molecular function: pyridoxal phosphate binding. Lineage: Eukaryota; Fungi; Basidiomycota; Agaricomycetes; Agaricales; Omphalotaceae. Bases 139 to 1029 code for a protein of 296 amino acids. The record is from RefSeq and is a predicted model, not a curated record. The transcript is spliced from 3 exons. Gene Ontology annotation, cellular component: intracellular anatomical structure.